AUGGCGAGAGACAGUAUUGUGAUCUUAGGUGCUGGCAUCGUUGGCCUUGAUGUCGCCCUCGAAUUAUCUAAGCGUGGAUAUGGGAAAUACAUAACAGUGGUGGCCGAGCACCUUCCUGGAGAUGAAGCCACAAUCGAUUAUACAUCGCCAUGGGCCGGCGCAAAUUUCUCUGGAAUUUCUGGCGGGGACGCAAAUGCGCUUCGCUGGGAUCGCACCGGCUAUUCCCUCAUGAUGAGACUCAUCGACACGCAGGCCGAGGAAGCGAAAUAUCUUGCAAAGACAGAAUCGACGGAGUACUGGGAUGAGAUGCCAGCUUCAGACAAGAUUCGCAGCAUGACGGAGUAUUUGCGGGAUGUGAGCAUUAUUUCCCAGCGCACCGGAAAAGAAAAAUUACAAGUGACGGAUGCUAAUUCAAUUAACACACAGCUUACUAUACUCCCAAAAAAAGACCUCCCCUCCGGAGUAGCAUUCGGCAUCAAAUUCACGACCGUCACAAUCAACGCGCCUGCUCACUGCCAGCAUCUCAAGACGCUGCUAUCACAGCCCAAGUACGGGUCCAUCCCAUUCCUCCGCCGGCGAGUCUCUCAUCUACAAGACGCAUUCAUAUCCUCAAAAACCAAGCUAGUUUUCAACUGCAUCGGGAACUCGGCCAUUACCCUAUCCGGCGUCUCGGACAGCAAAUGCUACCCAACCAGAGGACAGAUCUUACUUGUCAAAGCCCCCUCCGUCAGAAAAAACAUAAUGCGUCACGGCGCCAAAUACGAAACUUAUAUUAUACCCCGACCCAUGUCGGAUGGCACUGUGAUUCUGGGCGGGUUUAUGCAAAAGGGCAAUUGGAGUCCGCACGUGGUUCCAGAAGAGUCGGAGUCGAUAGUGAAAAGGACGGGCGAGCUAUUGCCUAGUUUGAUGCUGGAUGGGCAGAUGGAGAUUAUCAGAGCGGCGGUUGGACUCAGACCAUCGCGAGAAGGGGGUGCAAGGGUUGAGCAGGAGAGGAUUUCGCCUGACAGACUGGUUGUGCAUAACUAUGGAGCUGGAGGGACUGGAUUUCAGGCUGGGAUGGGGCUUGCGGUGGAUGCGGUGGAUUUGGCUGCGAAAACUCUGAAGGGGUUGACUCAGAAGGCGAUGCUAUAG
Molecule: messenger RNA, 1131 nt
Organism: Talaromyces atroroseus
Lineage: Eukaryota; Fungi; Ascomycota; Eurotiomycetes; Eurotiales; Trichocomaceae
Exons: 3
Coding region: 1-1131 (376 amino acids)
Molecular function (GO): FAD binding; D-amino-acid oxidase activity
Source: RefSeq, a predicted model, not a curated record